AUAGUACCGGCGGAAGUGAGUGGAACAAGCCUUGCGGCCUGUUUCAGAAAGGCGAAAAUGUCGACUGGGAUGGGAAAGCACAAAAUGCUGUCUCUGGGUCCGACUGAGCCCUGGUCUAUUCGGGAGAAACUGUGUCUCGCCUCCUCCGUGAUGAGAAGUGGAGAUCAGAACUGGGUGUCUGUAAGCAGAGCCAUCAAGCCUUUCUCCGAGUCUGGACGACCCCCAGACUGGUUCUCCCAGAAGCACUGUGCCUCCCAGUAUUCUCAACUACUGGAAACCACAGAGGCUCCAAAACGUAAGCGGGGUGAGAAAGGGGAGGUGGUGGAGACCAUCGAGGAUGUGAUCGUCCGCAGAUUGACGGCAGAGAGAAUCGAGGAGCUCAAGAGGCUGAUCAAAGACACACAGGAGAAGUACAGGAAACUGAAGAAAGAGGUGGAUUUGAUCCAGGCAGGUCAUGUGGACCCUAAACUGGAGGAGCUGUGGGCAGAAAUGGAGCUAAAGAAGAAGCAGGAAGAAGAGGAGGCAGAGCAGAAAAAAAGGGCAACUGAGGCAGCCUAUCAGAUUCGUCAGGCAGCUAAGAACACACCAAAGAGAGUUCCCAGUGUGACUGUACGCUCUCCGCCCGGCGCUAGCUCUCCAAGCAUGGACAUUUUACAGCCAGAUGCAUCGCAGCCAAUGACGGAUGAAUCCUGUGCCAGUCCCAUGGCUCAAGGAGUGACCGUCUUCAUGCCUGUGUCAGAUGUCAUGGGUCCAGGACCUAAAGAGUCAGGACUGAGCGCUCUAGUGGACGACUCUCCACAGAAGAAACACCUCGCUCCGAAAGCCACACCUCCUCCCUCACCGCUGCUGUCUGAACUGCUGAAGAAGGGCAGUCUCAUUGCUGCCAGCUCCAGACUGGUGGUUGAAGGUGAAGUGGCCACAGGUUUGAGUAAUGGUUCUCAUGCAGUUGAGCUUCACACUUCUGCAACAGUUCUUCCUGCUACUCAAGAUAUCACAGCAGAUGCUCCUACUCUAUCUCGUCUGUUGGAGAGCGUCACCCCAGCACAGCAGCCUGUGAGCGCUGAUCCCCCUAAGCCCCCUACUGUGGUCCCUCCAGCCCCGGACCACCUCUCUGUGCCCAAAACAGGAGAUGCAGUCGUCGCUGAAGGUUCUGGAGCUGAGGCUGUAAUGGCAGGUUCAUCCACACCUGCGGAGGUGGAGGGGAAAGAGACAGAGCUGGUGGAGGAGGACACAGUGGUGUCAGUGUCAUACAUGGGCCACGAACUGGACCUGGAGACUGUGGGAGACAUCAUUGCAAUCAUAGAGGAGAAGGUGGACGACCCUGUGGAGGCUCUGGAUGCAGCGGCAGUGGAGGCGGCUCUCUCCCUCUGUGAGGAUCCAGCAGUCGGUGGUCACCCCCUCACCAGCCCCUGGGAAUCACAGACAUUUAAGGCAGCCGAACCAGAGCCUAUGAUCCAGCAGAGUUCCAUCCCAGCGGGCGCAGAAAGUGUCCCGAACUCUGCAGGUGUGCAGGGCGAAAUGGAGGUUUUGGUAGAAGAGGCUACAGAAACCGAAGCAGUUGAGAGGGUGACAGAGGAGCCUGCGAUGCCCUCUGCCCCGGAAACAGAGCAGAGCCAAGACUCAGAGGUUAAGACGGAGGUCAAGAGGGAAGGAGAGGGUGAAGGGGGUGUGGAGGAAACGGCGCAGCCGGAGAACAGAACACCGAGUCCAGCUGUGAAGUGUGAAGGGGAGGACUGGGUUCAGCCAGAGACCGUGACACCCUGUCUGGAUUCAGAAGAUAGCUCGGCCUCAGCAAAAGAUGCAAAGGAGGUGAAGGAGGAGGAUGGAGGGAGUGAGGUGGAUGUGGAUGAAGGUAUGGAGCUGAAGGAGUGUGGCGAUGGGGACGGUGAGGGCCCGUAUCUCUCCGAGGUGGAUCCUCCUGCCAGUGAGAGUGAGGAUGGAUACGGCAGUCACUCGCAGCGCUACACCACUGCAGACUCCACCGCCAGCAGCCCGGCCUCAUCACAGUUCUCCAUGUGUAGUGAAGAUCAGGAGGCCUUACAGGCUCAGAAGAUCUGGAAGAAAGCUAUAAUGUUGGUUUGGCGAGCAGCAGCCAAUCACAGGUAUGCCAGUGUGUUUCUGCAGCCUGUGUCUGAUGACAUCGCACCGGGGUAUCACAGCAUUGUACACAGACCAAUGGACCUCUCAGCCAUCAAGAAGAACAUCGAGUCUGGCCAGAUCCGCACCACGGCCGAGUUCCAGCGGGACAUUAUGCUGAUGUUCCAGAACGCAGUGAUGUACAACAGCUCGGAUCACGACGUUUAUCACAUGGCCCUAGAGAUGCAGAGAGACGUUCUGGAGCAGAUCCAGCAGUUCUUGGCCACUCAGCUGAUCAUGCAGACGUCAGAGUCAGGCAUCAGCACUAAGAGCCUGCGCGGAAGAGAAGCCAACCGCAAACAAGACCCCAAUGAGAAGACCCUGAGUCCUGCACACAAAGAGCCUCAUUUAGAGCCAGAACCACCAGCCAGAAGGAAAAGGAACAACUCCAAACAAGACACUGUUGAGAAGGACGGAGGCACCAGAGGGCGCCGCAGUGCCAUUGAGGCCGAUAUGAAGAUGAAAAAGUGAAGCGACACGCCGUCACAAGUUCAAAUAAGACAUAUUUCCCUGUUUCUGUAAGGCUUUCGGGCUACGUUUAGUUACUCGAGUUUGAUUCAGCAGUUUGACACAGUCUAGUUAGAAAAAAAAAAAGAGACUUUAUAAGGGCUUGACCCUUUUUCCACAGAAAUCCUUCAGUCCUAGAGCUGAAAAACUGAUCCAAUGUGCUCGGACUCACUUGUUUGAGUUUAGAGGAAGUUUUUGAUUUAAUGUCAUCAUUGGCGUCUUAAAAAAAUGCUGAAUGUACCACCAUGAUGACCACUAGAUGGUUAGAAACCAGAAUGUUACCUUCUGAAACCUUAUAAGCCAUUGUUCAAACACAAAGAUCAUCGUCGCCUUAUCACAUUGGGGAACGCUGAACGUCAAGAGCAAUAAAAAAAAAAAUGCUCUUCUCUAGGAAUGAAGAUGGAUCCUCGGUUUUCUUUUAACUCGAUUUCUUUGCCUAGUCAGGAUGAUUACAGUUUAAAGGCCUGAAGUACUACACUAUGUUCUUCAAAGUCAGUAUAUCUGUACGUUUAGAAAGAACAUAUAGUUUUGUACAGGGUCUUCGUGUACAGUGUUUUUGUAUAGUGUCGUGAAAUGUUUUAAUAAAACAUGAGUCUGCAAAUAAAAAAAAGGGAAGUUGAUGGG
Messenger RNA from Danio aesculapii, 3267 nucleotides. It is a transcript of the gene brd8b, whose product is annotated as bromodomain containing 8b. Gene Ontology annotation, cellular component: NuA4 histone acetyltransferase complex. The transcript is spliced from 19 exons. The record is from RefSeq and is a predicted model, not a curated record. Lineage: Eukaryota; Metazoa; Chordata; Actinopteri; Cypriniformes; Danionidae. Gene Ontology annotation, molecular function: protein binding. The coding region runs from base 58 to 2607 and encodes 849 amino acids.